Hymenoscyphus albidus is the source of this 665-nucleotide messenger RNA. The record is from the annotation of a GenBank genome assembly. Lineage: Eukaryota; Fungi; Ascomycota; Leotiomycetes; Helotiales; Helotiaceae.
AUGGUUCUGGAUAAAGAGCUACCUCAAAUAAGGAGCGCUUGCAAUUACUUUUCAUCCAAUGGCACAAGUCCGAAAUGGUCCCCCACGAUCACCUUAUUUGUAGCUAUAAAGCGCCACCACGCUCGUUUCUUCCCAAAAACAAACCCCGAAAAGCCGCCCAGCCAAGGAAGGCGGGAAGAGUGGGAAGCUUGGAAGGAAAACUUGAAGAGUGGAACACUGAUCGACACGAACGUCGUGGCCCCUUCCAGAAGUGAGUUCUAUCUCCAGAGUCACCACAACCUGUUGGGAACCGCUCGUAGCUCGUACUAUAUCCUUCUCAAAAAUGAAUCGGGCUUGUCUUUCAAACAAUUAGAAGAAGCGGUACGUUCUAACUUGAUUGAACUUGACGUGAUGCCAACCUAAGCAGAUCCAACUAGACAAAUCGCUUAUGUUACACUGGUGCUCGAGCCUCCAAAUGUCCUUCUAUCUGCAUACCAGCUCUCUACGCAGAUUUGCUUUGCGAUCGAUUGAGAACCUACAUGCGUCCCUCCCUAAAUUAUGGCUACGUUCCCAAUUCGGGUACGGGUGUUUCCGAUUUUGUAGCAGAUCGAGAUAUUUGGGAUGUAGGAACAAAUGAGCAGAAUCCGUGGCAUAAAAAUAUGAACAACAUCAUGUUCUAUAUUUGA